Gigantopelta aegis is the source of this 3559-nucleotide messenger RNA. RefSeq names its product BUD13 homolog. NCBI's taxonomy places the organism in Eukaryota, Metazoa, Mollusca, Gastropoda, Neomphalida, Peltospiridae. Gene Ontology annotation, cellular component: U2-type spliceosomal complex; RES complex. Gene Ontology annotation, biological process: mRNA splicing, via spliceosome. The coding region runs from base 1 to 1629 and encodes 542 amino acids. The transcript is spliced from 6 exons. Gene Ontology annotation, molecular function: RNA binding. The record is from RefSeq and is a predicted model, not a curated record.
AUGGCGGCUUUGUCGAAAGAAGAGUAUCUGAAACGUUAUAUUUCGGGAGAUAAACCUGAAACUAAGAAAAGAAGAAAAAAGAUCAAGCCUAUUGUGCAUUCUGUGUCCAGAAUAAUCGAUGAUGAUGUUGAUUUUAAUUCGCUGCUGCCUGACAACAUUGAAAACACGUUGGAAGAAGAUGUUGGGGACAAUGAACCUACAGUUGCUGAGUUCAUUGACGAGCGACCUGAGCACAUUAAGAGACUUGAAGAAUAUAGAGCUUCGGGAAGAUGGAAGACAAUGAAUGAUAAGAAAAAUGCCCGUGAAUUUGGCACUGUGAGUAAUGAUUCUGAUAACUCUGACAGUGAUGUUUCACCUGUAAGAAGAGGCCUUAUUGGAAGGAAUGUAAACUCACAGAGAAACAGACACGAUUCAGAUUCUGACCAAUCACCAUCGAGGACAAAGAGACAUGAUUCUGAUUCUGACCAAUCACCACCAAGGACUAAACGACAUGAUUCAGAUUCUGACCAAUCACCACCAAGGACUAAAAGACAUAAGGAUGUUGACCAUUCAUCUCAAAGGACAAAAAGACAUGAUUCUGAUUCUGACCAAUCACCACGCAGGAGACACCAGCAUCAUUCAGGUUCUGACCAAUCACCACCAAGGAGAAAAAACCCCAAUAGUGAUUCUGUCCAAUUACACCAAAGAAGUAAGAAACCUAAUUCAGAUUCUGACCAAUCGUUACCAAGAAGACAUAGACAUAAUUCAGAUUCUGACCAAUCACCUCCAAGAAGAAAAAGACAUAAUUCAGAUUCUGACCAGUCACCUCCAAGAAGAAAAAGACAUAAUUCAGAUUCUGACCAGUCACCACCAAGAAGAAAAAAACCUCAUUCAGAUUCUGACCAAUCACCUCCAAGAAGAAAAAGACGUCAUUCAGAUUCUGACCAAUCACCUCCAAGAAAAAGCAAAUCCGUUAAAGAAACGGACAAGAAGGACAGAAGGAAAGCAGAGCUGGGUAAUACCAAGAAGCCAUCGAAAACAUUGUCUGGGGCGAAGGCCGGGUUACAAAGUGCGAGAGAUAUGAAGCAGGAGGCUGAAGUUAUUCGGAAGCGAGAGGAAGAGGCAUUUAAAAAGAUUGGUGUGGAUAAAUUAGGCCGAUAUGCGACCACGGUUCAUAGGGACAAGUCUGGCAAACGGAGGAACCUGGAAGACGAGCGACAGAAGGAAAAAGAGGCAGAUAGGAAGAAAGCUGAAGAAGACAAAAAAUACAUGGAGUGGGGUCAAGGCUUGAAGCAGAAGGAAGACCGAGAGAAGAAGUUGCAGGACAGUCUUCACGAGAUAGCGAAGCCCCUGGCACGUUACCGUGAUGACGAGGACCUGGACAGCAUGUUGAAGGACCAGCUGAGAGAUGGAGAUCCCAUGGCUCUCUUCAUGAAGAAGAAGAAAAACAAGAACGCAGAUACCAAUAUCAAUGAGAAGCCGAAAUACCGCGGUCCGCAGCCUCCUCCAAACCGAUACGGGAUCCCGCCAGGCUACAGGUGGGACGGUGUGGAUCGCUCCAAUGGCUUUGAGGCCAAGCUGUUUGCUAAAUCUGCCGAGAGGAAAGCUGUCGACAUGAUGGCCUACAAAUGGAGCACAGAAGACAUGUAGACUAAACCACUGUUAGUGUACAGGAGAUGUGUAGACUGGCUGCUGUUAGUGUACAGGAGAUGUGUAGACUGACUGCUGUUAGUGUACAGAAGACGUGUAGACUGUCUGCUGUUAGUGUGCAGAAGAUGUGUAGACUGGCUGCUGUUAGUGUGCAGAAGAUGUGUAGACUAGCUGCUGUUAGUGUACAGAAGAUGUGUAGACUGGCUGCUAUUAGUGUACAGAAGACAUGUAGACUGGAUGCUGUUAGUGUACAGAAGAUGUGUAGACUGGCUGCUGUUAGUGUGCAGAAGACAUGUAGACUGAACUGCUGUUAGUGUACAGAAGACAUGUAGACUGAACUGCUGUUAGUGUACAGAAGACGUGUAGACUGGCUGCUGUUAAGUGUACAGAAGACAUGUAGACUGGCCUACUGUUAGUGUACAGAAGACAUGUAGACUGGCCUACUGUUAGUGUACAGAAGAUGUGUAGACUGGCUGCUGUUAGUGUACAGAAGACAUGUAGAUUGAACUGCUGUUAGUGUACAGAAGACAUGUAGACUGAACUGCUGUUAGUGUACAGAAGACGUGUAGACUGGCUGCUGUUAAGUGUACAGAAGACAUGUAGACUGAACUACUGUUAGUGUACAGAAGACAUGUAGACUGAACUGCUGUUAGUGUACAGAAGACGUGUAGACUGGCUACUAUUAGUGUACAGAAGACAUGUAGACUGAACUGAUGUUGGUGUACAGAAGACAUGUAGACUGAACUGUUGUUAGUGUACAGAAGACGUGUAGACUGGCUGCUGUUAAGUGUACAGAAGACAUGUAGACUGAACUACUGUUAGUGUACAGAAGACAUGUAGACUGAACUACUGUUAGUGUACAGAAGAUGUGUAGACUGGCUACUGUUAGUGUACAGAAGACAUUUAGACUGAACUGAUGUUGGUGUACAGAAGACAUGUAGACUGAACUGCUGUUAGUGUACAGAAGACAUGUAGACUGAACUGAUGUUGGUGUACAGAAGACACAUAGACUGAACUGCUGUUAGUGUACAGAAGACAUGUAGACUGAACUGAUGUUGGUGUACAGAAGACACAUAGACUGAACUGCUGUUAGUGUACAGAAGACAUGUAGACUGAACUGCUGUUAGUGUACAGAAGACAUGUAAACUGUAAAGUGUACAGAUUAUAAGUUGUAUGAAAUGGUCUGUAAUUGGACCACAAGAUCUUUAUGCAGCUACAAGUAAAAUGACCUAUAAUUUAAAGAGGCCUUCAAGUAAACAAGUAUCAAAUGACAUAUAGUUUAUAAGAGGUCAACAAGUGAAGCAUGUAACAUCGUUCAUAACUUGACCACAUAGAAGACGUUUUUAAAAAGGGCCUAUAAUCCUGGUAGAGAAAAGGUUUAAAGCGGCAUCUGUGUAAAGUGAUCUACAACUGUGCACAGGUGUUAACAGGACUUGUGGAGUGGUCUAGAAGUGGGAACAUACCUACUUUAUUAUAGAUUAAUUUAUAGAACAUGAAAAGUGGCCUUAACUGGUGCAUAACCAGUGACUCAAGUGACAAUAAAUAAAGAAAGACAAGAGGACUUAGUCUGGAUCCUGUAAUACAAUAAUAAAGUAUAAAAACAAUCUGUGAUGUGGCUAAAUUAAUAAAAGAGAUGCUUGCAGACUGUUCCGAUACCUUGAGCUGAAAUUUUGUGUAUAGCUUUUUAAUGUAGUUACAGAUCAAGUUUGAGUUUUAAUGGAAUUUUUUCCAUUCUUGACAAAGUUAUGGCCCUUGAACUUUAAAAAUGUGAAACAUUUGUUAUACCACAGUGGCAGAUCUGGGUGGGAGGGCAGGCGUCGGUCCCCCCUAAAUUGUGAGAUAUUUAUAUUUUUAUUUUAUUUUUUCACUUUUUACAUCGUAGAAUCCAGGGAAUCCCUACGUGAAUGUUUGUGGCAAUCAGCCAUAAGGG